Durio zibethinus is the source of this 1235-nucleotide messenger RNA. RefSeq lists its product as uncharacterized. The record is from RefSeq and is a predicted model, not a curated record. NCBI's taxonomy places the organism in Eukaryota, Viridiplantae, Streptophyta, Magnoliopsida, Malvales, Malvaceae. Gene Ontology annotation, biological process: mitochondrial respirasome assembly.
AUACAUAUUCUUCUUCAGACAUCCGAUCCAAUUCCACUGGCUUUUAGAUCUACAUCAAAACAUUUCGAAAUUUUUUUAAUAUUUUCCCUCCCCCAUUCAAAACCCUAAUUCAACUUUAACCUCAAAAUUAAUCAAAAUUCUCUCUUUUGCUUAUUACUUUCAAUUAAAUCAUAGAAUUUAUAACUUCUUUUUUUGUGAAAAUAAUUUUCAAAAAUUCAAUCAGAAUUUACUAUGAAAGAAGUGAAAUCAGUUAAAUUGAAUGCGCAGCAACAUCAGCAACACGAAAACGGUCACUUUUUUCCGUUCAAAUUCGCCAAGAUAUUAGAUCCAGAAGCUUCUUGGGACAAGGAUCAAUUAGGAGAUGUAUUGCAUUGGAUUCGACAAGUUGUAGCUCUUUUCUGUGGUUUAUUAUGGGGUGCAAUCCCUGUCGUUGGAGGCAUUUGGAUCUUCGUUUUUCUGGUUGUAUCCACUGGGAUUAUAUAUGGUUAUUACGCAAUGAUCCUAAAGAUUGAUGAAGAAAAUUUUGGUGGUCAUGCAGCCCUUCUUCAAGAAGGGCUUUUUGCUUCAAUAACUCUCUUUCUGUUGGCAUGGAUUCUGGUAUACAGCUUGGCCCACUUUUGAUAUGCGAUGUAUCAUCAAUUUGGCUGCCCUCUGUUUCUAAGUCCCAUUUCAAGGAUUUGACUCCGUUAGAUGAGGAACCAUUCAAUAUUGCCGAAAACAAUGAGAAACUUUCUUACUUGAGAAAUGCCAAUAGCUAUAGCUUUUUAUGUUUCAUUGUACAACAUUCUGAUUUUGCAAAUCAUGAAGCUAGUUUUUGAUCAAGGUAUAUACAUGCAUGAUUUCAAUGUUAACUUCAUAAAUAACCCACAGAAUGUAGCAGUUUGUCGUGCAAGUACCUGAUGCUAAACAAAACACUGUUUUUCUUGCUUCAAAUUUCUUCUUGCCAGUGAUCUUUCUGGUUGAUAUCAUAUCAAGGCUAAGUUAGUGUGGUGUUUUUCAGCUGGAUAUUAUCUGUUUUCUAUUUUAUUUUUCUCGAAGAGGGUGUAUUUCAGAUUUCUGGUUCUCUAGUUCAAAUAAUCAGAUUCAGUCCUUAACAACCUUAAUUAUUGAAAAAAAAAAAAACCUGGAAAAUUUUGGAGGUUCUUUAUAUUUUACAAUGCGGCUGAUAGAAGGGCCUAAGCCUCCCCACUUGGGAGCCAAAAAUAUCACUACCCAUAUCAAGUCAAUUGCACAAA